Molecule: messenger RNA, 7241 nt
Organism: Mus musculus (house mouse)
Lineage: Eukaryota; Metazoa; Chordata; Mammalia; Rodentia; Muridae
Gene: Vipr2
Product: vasoactive intestinal peptide receptor 2
Exons: 14
Coding region: 427-1641 (404 amino acids)
Biological process (GO): adenylate cyclase-activating G protein-coupled receptor signaling pathway; cell surface receptor signaling pathway; G protein-coupled receptor signaling pathway
Cellular component (GO): membrane; plasma membrane
Molecular function (GO): G protein-coupled receptor activity; vasoactive intestinal polypeptide receptor activity; pituitary adenylate cyclase-activating polypeptide receptor activity
Source: RefSeq, a predicted model, not a curated record
ACCAGCUCUCCAAAGGCUUGAACACGGCAGCCCACAGUGGGGUCGCAGAGGAGGGAGGCAGUACAGCUCGGUUAGCAGAGGGAGCCUGGGAGGAAGGAGCGCGAGAGAGCAGGGCUGACAAGGGAAGUACCCAGGCCAGGAGGGGGUCGGGGUGAGGCCCAGGGUCUUGCACUUCAGAGGGAAGUAGGGGUGGAAGGAGGGACGUUUGGACAGAGAUCUGGUGGACCGGAGUGCCAGAGAGAGACUCCGCAAAAAGGAGAAAGGGGCGCGAGGCGGGGACUGGGCCGAGGGGCGGGGCCGGGACUUGCAGCCUGGAAGGCGGAGAGGGCGAUAGGCGCGAGACUGAGGAAAUCCGCGCUGGGAGGCCCGGAGCAGGGGACCGUGCUGCUGAGGCGCCAAGGACCGAGGCAGCACGCUGAGCCCAAGAUGAGGGCGUCGGUGGUGCUGACCUGCUACUGCUGGUUGCUGGUGCGGGUGAGCAGCAUCCAUCCAGAAUGUCGCUUUCAUCUAGAAAUACAAGAAGAAGAGACAAAAUGUGCAGAGCUGCUAAGCAGCCAAACGGAGAAUCAGAGAGCCUGCAGCGGUGUCUGGGACAACAUCACAUGCUGGCGCCCGGCAGACGUUGGGGAAACUGUCACAGUGCCCUGCCCCAAAGUAUUCAGCAAUUUCUACAGCAGACCAGGAAACAUAAGCAAAAACUGCACUAGCGAUGGAUGGUCAGAGACAUUUCCAGAUUUCAUAGAUGCGUGUGGCUACAACGACCCCGAGGAUGAGAGUAAGAUCUCGUUUUAUAUUUUGGUGAAGGCCAUUUAUACCUUGGGCUACAGUGUUUCUCUGAUGUCUCUUACAACAGGAAGCAUAAUUAUCUGCCUCUUCAGGAAGCUGCACUGCACAAGGAACUACAUCCACCUAAACCUCUUCCUCUCCUUCAUGCUGAGAGCCAUCUCUGUGCUGGUCAAGGACAGCGUGCUCUACUCCAGCUCAGGUCUACUGCGCUGCCACGACCAGCCAGCCUCCUGGGUUGGCUGCAAGCUCAGCCUGGUAUUCUUCCAGUACUGUAUCAUGGCAAACUUCUACUGGCUUCUGGUGGAGGGUCUCUACCUGCACACCCUCCUGGUAGCCAUCCUUCCUCCCAGCAGGUGCUUCCUGGCCUACCUUCUGAUCGGAUGGGGCAUCCCCAGUGUGUGUAUAGGUGCAUGGACAGCAACUCGCCUCUCUUUAGAAGACACAGGUUGCUGGGACACAAACGACCACAGCAUCCCCUGGUGGGUCAUUCGGAUGCCCAUUCUAAUUUCUAUUGUAGUCAACUUUGCCCUCUUCAUCAGCAUUGUAAGGAUCUUACUUCAGAAACUAACUUCUCCAGAUGUUGGUGGCAAUGACCAGUCACAGUACAAGAGGCUUGCCAAGUCCACACUGCUGCUAAUCCCCCUGUUUGGCGUCCACUACAUGGUGUUUGCUGCCUUCCCUAUUGGCAUCUCAUCCACAUACCAGAUCCUGUUUGAGUUAUGUGUUGGUUCCUUCCAGGGCCUGGUGGUAGCAGUUCUAUACUGCUUCCUGAACAGUGAGGCCAAGAUCCAGGCUCUGUUUCAAGUCCUCAUUCUCCUGCUUCAGCCUCCAGAGUAUCUGGGAUCAGAGAUUUAAAGACACAGCACUAUAACUCCUCGCUCCCCCAACUCCUGCUGCUGAUGCGCUGGCUUUUACAUUGCAAUACAGAUACUCCUUCCACUUGGGUGAUACCAGAGAAAGUGUUCUUGAAUCUACCAGCACUGAAGGUUCAUCGAGGUCCAGUGUAUGUGAGUUGAUAGAUGUGGAUUCUGAACUCUAGUACCUGACGCCUGUGAGGGCCGCUCACCCUAGUGCCUCCAGUUCAUUAUCCCUGGACCCUCACCUCCUGCACCUGCCUCUUCCCUCUCUCCAGGGCUCUGCUUUGUCAGGGAGAUGCGUUGGGAGAUUGAAAACCCUCCAAGAAGUGAGGGAAAGCAGCAGAAAUGGGCAGGGUUGGAGGGCAGCGGGUGAGACUGAGUGGUUAGAGGUGAGGGGCCAUGUGGGGUUAUGGGAAAGAUGCAAUAGUGAGUGACCCAGAGGGCUAAGUGGGAUUGCCAGCAGAGCCCAGUAACACAGAACCCAAAGUCCAGGUAGUCAUUGAUGUGUUAAUUAAUAUCAAACAAUAUUAAUCUAUAUUUAUUUUGAGUGGAUAAACCAAACAGCAGACCAGGCCAAGAGAGGUUUACGUGGGAGAGGUUUAUUGUGCAGUAGAGGGACAGCGAAACGGGUAGAAGGGCAGAGAAGAGGAAAAAGAGAGAAAGAGGGGGAGAGAAGAAAGAGAAGAAAGAGAGAGAGAGGAGGGGGUGAUCUCCUAAGUUAUACAAAAAAUGAGGUCACACCAGUGAGGGUGGGAACUGAGCCAAGUGGGUUGUGGGAUUGAGGGUCAUUGGCCUGGUCACAUAGUUAAACCGGGGCAUGGAGUGUCCUGGUACUAGCAGUCAUGGGAUUAAGGAUCUGUCUUAGUUAGGGUUUUACUGCUGUGAAGAGACGCCGUGACCAAGGCAACUCUUAUAAGGACAACAUUUAAUUGGGGUUGGCUUUCAGGUUCAGAAGUUCAGCCCAUUAUCAUCAAAGUGGGAACAUGGCAGCAUUCAGGUAGGCAUGGUGCAGGAGGAGCUAAGAGUUCUACAUCUUCAUCUGAAGGCUGAUAGCAGAACACUCACUUCCAGGCAGCUAGAAUGAGGGUCUUAAAGCCCAUGCCCACAGUGACACACUUACUCCAACAAGGCCACACCUACUCCAACAGGGCCACACCUUCUAAAAGUGCCACUCCCUGGUUGCCAAGCAUAUUCAAACCAUGACAGGGCAAAGUGGGGCAAACUCAGUCCCAAAACAUAAGCAGGACCUCUACAGAGCAGCACCAAGCACAGGGUGAGCGGUGGCAGGUGCCAGGAGUUCAAUCCCAAACCAGCCCUGGCUUCUCAGAGGCCCCAUCCAGGUUCAGAAUGAGACCCUUGUGGCUGGCAGUCCCCGCUCUCCCUGGGGUCAGUCACACCUGAAUGUGGAAGCAGCUCCAUUGCUGGGAGCCACAGUGGUCAGAGCAGCAUGUAUAGGACAGUACCACGGCUAGGUCAGGUCAUUGGAGUCAAUGACCAUCAUCAGGAAUGACAGACUCCACAAGACUCUGGGUCCAGUGAACCAAGCUCUGCUCCGGUGACAGCAGUUCCCUGACCUCCCUGCAGGGUCUCACUCCGAUAACCACUGUACAGGGGCCAACGUGACUUAUGUUCCAGAGCAGAUGAGAGACCUUCACCCAGCAUCCUGCAAAUGUACCCUACACUCGGUCACCACCAGGACCUGCCUGGUAGCUCCAGAGCCACUGUGUGUGCUAGAAUAGACUCCUUGAUAACCUUUUUACCAAAAACUUGAAAGGGCAGGAUGCAAACUCCAAAAAGUAAAAGUAAAUUAAAGCUAGGUGCUCUGGUAGCCUACAAUAAUGACAGUAACCGUAAGUUCAAGCUAUGCACAGCAUGAUGAAAAACAUUUGGUGGUUUUAAUAUAGUGAAUUAUCAUAAUAUAGAAUAAUAUCCUCUGUAUCCUGCAACAUAUUAAUUCCCAAGUUUAUUCACUCUAAUUUCUUUUUUUUCCUUUUAAUUGGGAGAACAAUUCGUUAUAAUGAACCAGAAAUACAAGAUUCCACUGAAACUGAGCCACUGACAAAAUACAGUUGGACUUAAAUCUCAAGAGGGUCAAGUACAACCAGUUAAGUGGAUUAGACCAGGAUUGGUUCUGGAUAAACACAGGUAACUGCAUUUCCACAUUAACAGCACAUGACUUCUUCCCAGCAGUUUGUAAGCAGUCUCCCAUCCUGUCUCUUCUGCCAGUCUGCCACACCAAAUGACUGCUGCUUCUAUUCUUGAGGGCACAAGCCUUUGGACAUGACACAAAGCCAAGAGGAAAGCUGAAAAAUCUUAUUUUAACGUAUAACUUGUACAUACCAUAUUCCGUAUGUCAGCUACCAUUUAUGUGGUGUCCAUAGGCAGCACUAACUUUGAUCAAAUCAAAGUUGCUACCAUGUGUAACCAUUCGAUGGCCCAUUCACUAUAUUAAAACCACCAAAUGUUUUUCAUCAUGCUGUGCAUAGCUUGAACUUACGGUUACUACCUUCACCAUCCACAUAGCAAACACACCUCUGGCUCUAGCUAUUAUUAACAAGUAGCUUUUAAGAAAGAUGUAGAACUCUAUCCCAGAGACCACCCACUAGUGAGAAAACUAGGUCCUUCUGGGAUCAUAAAAUUAUACAUAGGAAUUAUUUUUAAAAUGUCAGAGUAUAUGACAUGUAAGGCAGAGGAUAGAAACUUGUUCUGUUCACAAGCCAAUGCAUUCCCAUUCAAACAGAAGUCUGGGUAAACAACAAAACAAACUCCUAAUUCAGGAGAAAGUGGGGUUUCAUAUAACACUAUCAAAAAGUAGAUGGAACUGACUAAAUGCACCAGUUGGUUGCAGGUAAGUCCACAGCCUACUGUGACAGGUCCUUACAGCGUCAAUCGGUGUCUUCUCUUGUUUUCUCAAGGCUGUUUUAUAGAAGUGGUGACUUUAACUAGAGUCUAACAGGCAGGCAGGCAGGCGAUCAGGCGUCAGUCACUGGUUUCAGUCUCUGUCUAUGCCAUGUAGACAUCAGAUUUCUACAUGUAUGCAUCCAAUUGGUUGUCCCGCUGUUUCUUGUAAGGGCUCCUCUCCUCCUCUAUGACCGCAGGCUCUACCUCCAAAGCCCCCAUUUCUCUAACCUAUCACACCAGAGCUCUUCCACCAAUUCUGAUAUGACCCAUACCUCCAAGCCCUAGGUUCCCCUCUCCCAGGACCCACACAACCUUGAACACUGUCUUAACUUGAACCUGGUCUUAAGCCCAUUCAGAGAGCUACAGCUCCUCCACUCUUGAAGUGGCAGCCGGCUCUAAGGAGUGUUUAGGCCUCUGCCUCCAAUUGCUCCCCUGUCCAGGGCACCUAUGGGUUGACCUAAAUGUGCCUGGAUGUUACUCUUGCCCAGGCUUUAAGCUCUUCUUUCUGCUUAAGUUUUAAUGCUGCCUGCACAGAGGGUCUAUUCUCCAACUUCUGGGCCAAUCUUGUGUUUCUGGCACUGGCUAGCUGCUGCUGCUGCUGCUGCUGCUGCUGCUGCUGCUGCUGCUGCUGCUGCUGCUGCUGCUGCUGCGUCAAAACCCAUUUAUUACUGGCAUUAGCUGUUGCUGCUACAUCAAAGCUCGUUGUUUAUUACUGGCAUUGCCUGUAUGUUCUUCAGCAUUUCAGUAAAGCACUCAUUUAGAGGCGUUUUGGUGGUGCUUUUUAGCACAACUUUCACCGCUGUCUAUGCAGCCACUUUCAAAUCCAGGGAUUUAAGGAGCUUCCAGCAAUCCUGGGGCUUCUUCUGCCCACCAAUUCAGCUGUGGUCAGGAUAGCACUGGCCAAACCUGGGCUGACAGACUAUUGCUCAGAUUAACUACUAUAUGGUUGGGUUUCAUGCUUAAAGAUAGGAUACAAAGGUUUCCUCAUUGUGGAUUGGGUACCUAGCUGGUGAUUCUACCGCUUGUCAGGCCUGCCCUUCCUGACUUUUGCCUGUGCCACCUCAGCUGGCUCCACCAAAACACCAACAAAAAUAGUUAUAAAAUAAAAAUAAAUGAAUAAAUAAAUAAUCUAUUUACUCUAAUUUCUAAAAAUAAAACUUUGAAGUGUACAUUGCACUUAACCCAGUAAUUUUAUUUCUGGAACUCUUUCCUAAUUUAAUACUCCAAGUUAAACAUAGUCAUAGCAAUGAUAUAUUUUUUAAAAAACUAAAAAUAAUCUAAUGUUCCAUCAUUUAAAAAUGGAUAAAUAGUUAUUAAGAAUAUAGAAUAAAGACUCUGGCUUUGCAGCCCACUUGGAGAAGGUGAUUCCAAGGACUACGGUCUCAGUACUAUGGGAAGCACUGUCCAUACACAGAAGCACCAGCUCGCUAUACUGUGUCACCUGGGAGCAUCCAGUAGCAUGGAAACUGCUUGCCCAGCCUGAAGCCUGAGACUUCCACCACUGCAUUCUUCAUAGUAAUUAACUCUGUCAAGCAAACCAUGAGUAAUGCAGCACAAAUUACAUGAUCUAGUUACUCACCUAGCAAUGAUAUUAUGUAACACAAUGAAGGACAGCCACUUUGGAUCAGAUAAACUGCAGAAGGGGAGAGCAUGGCUUAUUCCACACGCAGCAUUGUAAUCUUUGUGCGAGUAGACCAUACGGCUAACCAGCAUGGCGUCUCUUUGCAGUACAGACACCAUCCUGCCAUUGGCAUCUUUCCCUUUUCAGAGAGAUAAAGAGCCAGUUCCCCAAGUGUGUGUGCACAGAACUUCAGUACACAUGAUUGGCGUUAAGGUCUGUCUUACCACUCACUUUCUUCGUUGUAACACAUGGGCUUCCUAUAAGCAUCAAGGACGCUACACAAUCAGGGAACAAUGGUUAGGAAGAGGUGUGCUCUUUAUCUACCUCUGAAAAUAAAUAUCUACACUUUUUAUUUAGGUCUUUCUGAACUUGCAUUUUAACUAAGACCGAACAGUUGCUUUGGCCAUCUUGUGUACCAAGAACUUGUGCAAUGAGUCCUUGCCCCUGGUUCAGAAUGGAUUCAGAGUGAGGCUGUGUUUAGAGAGACCUUACAGAAAUCACUGAGUCACAAUGACCUCAUUAGGGUCCAGCAUCAUUGCUGUGCAUAUGGACACUGGUUUUCCCUGCACCAAGCUGAAGAGGCUGUUCUUUCUCAUUGGAUGGUCUUGGAUGUCUGAGGAGCACCUGACCACUGACCAUGUAUGUGUGCAGUGUUUGGGUCUGGCCCUGGUCCUUGUGUCUAUCCGUAUGUCAAAAUUUCACUGUUGAUGACUGAUUCCUGUGAUAGGUUUGAAGUUCAGCUUCCUUCUUUCUCAGUUGCUCUGCCUCAUUAGGGUCCCUUAGUAUUCCACAGGAAUUUUUAGAAUGAAUUUGAAAGUCCGAUAUUAAGAUCUUCAGUCAGUAUUGCCUGCGUCUUCCAUUCUGUGAAGAUCCUCUCUCCGUACUUUAUGGUAUCCUACUGUGUCAUAAAUUUUUAUCUUUUAUAUACUGGACAUUAAUGAAUUGAUAUUUUGUUUCUGUAUAUUUUUCUGACUUAAAGUCAACCAUGUCUCAUUCACAUAUUGUCCUAGGCUUCUUAUUUGUAUACAGCAUCUUUUGUAUCCUUUUUCUCUUGGUCCCAUUUGUGUCUUUAAACC